Molecule: messenger RNA, 684 nt
Organism: Eptesicus fuscus (big brown bat)
Lineage: Eukaryota; Metazoa; Chordata; Mammalia; Chiroptera; Vespertilionidae
Gene: SHISAL1
Product: shisa like 1
Exons: 5
Coding region: 44-640 (198 amino acids)
Source: RefSeq, a predicted model, not a curated record
GCGGGCACGAGGCAGCUCCGGACGGCCCCAUGCAAGCCAAACGAUGACCAGCUGUGGCCGGCGGUCCCUGGACGUGCUCGCCGUCCUCUCGCUGCUGGUUUCCGCAGUCUUGUCCGCGCAUUUCCGGGUCUGCGAGCCGUACACGGACCACAAAGGCCACUACCACUUCGGCUUCCACUGCCCCCGGCUCUCGGACAACAAAACCUUCAUCCUGUGCUGUCACCACAACAACACGGUCUUCAAAUACUGCUGCAACGAGACGGAGUUCCAGGCGGUGAUGCAGGCGAACCUCACGGCCAGCUCCGAGGGCUACGCACACAACAAUUACACCGCCCUGCUGGGCGUGUGGAUCUACGGCUUCUUCGUGCUGACGCUGCUGGUCCUGGACCUGCUGUAUUACUCGGCGAUGAACUACGACAUCUGCAAGGUGUACCUGACGCGGUGGGGCGUCCACGGACGGUGGAUGAAACAGGACCCGCGGCGGUGGGGGAACCCUGCCCAGGGCCCCCGGCCGGGGCAGCCGGCCCCGCAGCCCGCGCCUCCCCCGGGGCCCCUGCCGCAAGCCCCCCAGGCCGUGCACACGCUGCAGGGAGCCCCCCACAGCCCGCCGCUGGUGACCUUCCAGAGCUCGUCUGCCUGAAAACCCUUUCGCCGUGCCUCAGGACCGGGGAGGUGAGACCCGAA